Molecule: messenger RNA, 1116 nt
Organism: Meyerozyma guilliermondii ATCC 6260
Lineage: Eukaryota; Fungi; Ascomycota; Pichiomycetes; Serinales; Debaryomycetaceae
Exons: 1
Coding region: 1-1116 (371 amino acids)
Biological process (GO): carbohydrate derivative metabolic process
Molecular function (GO): carbohydrate derivative binding
Source: RefSeq, a predicted model, not a curated record
AUGGAGUAUGAACGUCUAUCGAAGGCUGCUCUCUUGUCAGUAACAAACACCCUUACUUCUCAAAGCGAGGCGUUGUCCCAUUUGGAAAAACUUUACAGAACAUCAAACUAUGUCCAACUCAACUUGCUCAACUCAUUGGAGUUGAUGCUUCAAACCACGUUGAAGGGUGGGAAGUUGGUCAUAUGUGGCAUUGGAAAGAGCCUCAAAAUAGGAAACAAAAUGGUGGCGACGCUCAACUCGCUUUCAAUCCAGGCUUCUUCUCUUCAUCCGUCAGAAGCGUUGCAUGGGGACCUCGGAAUAAUACGUGAUUGUGACUGUUUAAUCUUCAUAACUGCUAGUGGAAACACCCCAGAACUCAUCAAUUUGUUGCCCCAUAUACCGAAAUCCGUGCCUAUAAUCCUUUUGACAUGCAGUAAGUCGUCCAAAUUGUCGCUGUCACCGCAGGUCAAAUCGUUGCUCUACGCAGAAUUACCUUCCCACUUGAACGAAGAAGCUAUCCAUGGGUUGCCUGCACCCACCGUUUCGACCACAUUGUCGUUAGCUCUCGCCGAUGCAACUGUGUUGGCUCUCUCUGAAAUAUUGGAAGACGAUUUGCUCAAGCGCAAAAAGUUGUUUUCCAUUAAACACCCGGGUGGUGCAAUUGGAGCCAGUUUGUCCCAUUUAAACGAGUUCUUCCAGGCCGAGGGCCAGCAAAGAGAGGCGGUUUCGUCAACGGUGAGCUCAUCCUCGUUGCUAAGUCUUAAUCAAAUCCUGAAGAGCUUGCGUUUUUCCGAUCGUGAUGGGAGCGCAAACUUCACCAUUGCAUCUUCCAACUCUUCUGAUGACGGUACUUGGGAUCAGGAUGGACUAGCUCGAUCCGUCAAAAAACAAGACUGCUCCAAAAUAACUACACUCACCGAUAUUGAAAUCUUGACAAUUUCGGAGAGCCGUCUACUAAAGACAAUUACAUUAUUUGACUUCAUCGUCAAAAAAGGACCCACUUCAAUGGUGAUAAGUUCACCAGAAGUAAAGAAAUUGUAUCUGGAACACUUCGCCCAAGUGGAAGAAAUCUCGUCCGACUUGUGGACUACCUUCACCAAACAAUUGGGUGAAUCUUUUCACCCGUUGGAUAUAUGA